This is a messenger RNA of Seminavis robusta, 2860 nucleotides long. The record is from the annotation of a GenBank genome assembly. Lineage: Eukaryota; Bacillariophyta; Bacillariophyceae; Naviculales; Naviculaceae.
CCCAAAGCCUCUCAGUAAAAGAAUCGUACGGGUCGCUCUUUAGCAUCAGGCAUGUUGGCCAUAGCUGAGCUGUUGGCCGCUCAUUGAACAGGACCCUUCCUUCCCUUUCACCUCUUCGGAUUUCGUAGCCAGGUUACGGUACACUCAUCUGUAUGGUACCGGUAAGCACGCCGGUACUCAAGCCAGCCUCAGUAUACCAAUUACAUGGAUCUGCCAACCGAUAAGGACUACAAGUAAGUCUUUCCAACUGUCAGCAAUGCCAUCUCUUCGCAUCUCUUCGGUGUUUGCUGUCAAUUGUUUUCUCCAACCACCUAGCAGAACCACAACCUCUGACCUCUGACUAUUGCCGAGCGGCGGCUGGAACGAUGGCCAACCCAAUCAUAAGUAGGCGAAUCGCAAACGUUGGCGGAGUGUUAUGGGUGGGUGGUCUCUUUGGGAGGUGCCCAAAACAUGGGUCACGCGUUGAAUGCCAAAGACUACUAGUAAGCCACGACAAGAGCGUUGUGUGCCAAAGGCGAAAGCUGCUCCCGUCACCUGUAGCAUGAUUGAAAUAUUUCGGCUACCGUACACUCCAAGUCAAUUCGGAGACAGUUCGCUGCCAUAGCGUUGAUCAGGCGAAGUCAUGCUCACAAGAAACACUUCGAGCAACUUGGAAACAACUGCUAUCAAACAGCUUUUGUGUUCACAAUGACGAAAACACCAAUCUCCAUCCUUGACAUUGAGGACGGCUGGGCUGGGGUUGAUACUUGGGAAAACCCUGGAAUCCUUGCAGAAGCUGAGGCGCUUGAAGCGGAAGACUAUGUCCGUGAAUUCGAGCAGCAACUCGAAGAAGCAGAGAAAAGCUUUUCUGAACAUGUUGCAUCAGCCAAAGAUCGCAUGGAAGAGAUGGAUGAGCUCAUAAAGAAAGCGGAGCUAUCAACGGCAACGAAAAAGGAGAUGGAGCGCAUGGAAAAACUGGAUGAAGAGAUCAAACGCCUCAAUGUGGAUCUGGCGGCCUCCAGGUCUGCCGUCAAAGCAUACAAAGAGGAGUUGGUCAAGUCCAGAUCCAAGACAAAGACAUAUGCGCUGAUGAAAACUGCCAAGGAACACGAAAUCAAGGAUGUCAUCCACUUUGUUCGUGAGGCCGAAACUGUUGAUUUGGCGUUUCUCCUCGACUGCACAGGUUCCAUGACGAGUCUUAUCGAGGCGACCAAAUCGAGUAUGAAAGAUGUUGUUCGAAAGGUCACACGCACCAAUGCGGGGCUUCAGCUUCGUGUGGCUGUUGUUGGAUAUCGUGACAUUGGCGAUACCAACCAUUUUGAGAUUCUGGACUUUACUCCCUCAGUGGAUGUCUUCGAGCGGUUUGUCUCAUCCCUGGAAGCACAAGGAGGAGGUGGAGAUGCUACUGAGGAUAUUGCUGGUGCCUUCCAAAAGGCAAACACACUCUCAUGGCAACAAACAUCUCGUAUCACCUUCCUCAUUGCAGAUUAUCCCUGCCAUGGCAGCAAAUACUACAACCAAGAACAGUGGUUUGAUGGGUGGGAUGAUCGUCCUGAAGGGACGCCAGGUAUCUCCAUUGAAACAGAAAUGAGAAAGCUGAUGCACCUGGGCGGUCAAGCCGGUAUGCAGUUACACUUUGGUCGCAUCACCCCACUGUGCGAUACAAUGAUCAGCGUUUUUGCCAGAGAGGGCUUAAGGUUUGAGGUUUGUGAUCUCAAAGAUCCAAGCAAUCUCUCCUCGUCUGUUUCUUCCAGUGUUCGCAAGUCCAUUUCAAAGAGUGUCACUGUCUCGAAGUCAAAAUCGAAAUCCAAGACGGGAGAAGGUGAUGACUUGCUCGAGGAGGGCGAGGUGACUACCAAGGAGUACACCAUAGUUGAAGCAAAGCCAUCUGCAGAUGAAUGGAAGUCCCUUGUUGCUAAUCCAGUGUCAGUGCUCUGCAACAAGCCUAUCAGCUCAGUCAAUGACCUAAAGGCCCCACUGCAUUUUGGACUGGUUCGCUGGGGAAAGUCCGAAUCCACCAAAACCAUAGAAACCAAGAUGUUCAUGCGCCUGGCCAAGGACCCCUUUGCUGAGGGGGAGAUGCGUCUUGCGCAUUACGGGAAGAUUGGACAGGACAAGGCUGCUCUGGCAUCCAACAAAGGAGACAAGGUUUUGAAGUCUUUCAAGAAGACAAGGAAACCAUCCUCUCAAAGGAAUAGCUACCUUGCUCAAAUGGAGGUUUCAACUAUCUCCCAAUUCCUGGCGGAGGAAUAUAACAAGACCAACCGUCCGCCACACUGUGCCGAGAUUCACUUUCUUUCCGUUAAUGUUGUAGAGGCAGAAGGUGGAGAGUGGUUCUGCGCAGAAGACGAGCUUCCUUGUGCUGGUUCAGAUUUCAUGAAGUACAGCAACAAUACAGGCUACUGGAACGAAGACGAGAUCAAUCAGAGCCUGCUCUUGUUCACUCAGUUUACUUUUGAAAAGACUAAAGGUUUCUUGAUGGUUACAGAUUUGCAAGGUGUGCGCAAUGGCAACCAGUACGUCCUCACUGACCCAGCCAUUCUAUGCAAGGACAACACUCGAUUUGGUGGCACCAAUCUUGGUUGUAAGCUAAUGGAUAAGUGCAUGACCUCAACUCAGACAAUGCUGGAAGAGAAUGGAUGGGAUGAUUGAGAGCAGAGCAGUUGGGUUGAUUGACGACAGUAAGUAUCCCUGCAGGCCCCAGAGCGGAACGGACCAGCCAAGAAGAAACCAAGGAGAAGCAAGACAAAGCAACAACACACAAGAAGUCAUGAUGACUGACAACAGGAGAAAACAACAGCAACAACUAUGAUUCGAUUCUAUUUUAAUUAAAAAGCAGACAAACACAGACAGAGAUAAUCUUAAAAAAAGCAACUAUGAC